Messenger RNA from Lytechinus variegatus (green sea urchin), 1630 nucleotides. Its product is annotated as deoxyribonuclease-1-like. Bases 97 to 942 code for a protein of 281 amino acids. The record is from RefSeq and is a predicted model, not a curated record. Gene Ontology annotation, molecular function: DNA nuclease activity. Gene Ontology annotation, cellular component: nucleus. The transcript has 8 exons. NCBI's taxonomy places the organism in Eukaryota, Metazoa, Echinodermata, Echinoidea, Temnopleuroida, Toxopneustidae. Gene Ontology annotation, biological process: DNA catabolic process.
GUGAGAAAGAUACUACUAAGGAAGAUCUUUCUGUUGAGAAUACUCAGAUCAGAUACGACUUUCUUCCUAGGCGCGUACACCUUUUCCUUUGCAGCCAUGGCGCCUUUUUCGACAAUGCUUUUCUGUGUGUUUGCUGCAUCAUUUAGCUGGCAACAGACCACAUCUGCGAUCAAGAUAUCUGCGUUCAAUAUCCAAACAUUCGGGACCAGCAAAAUGGACAAGCCUGAAGUGGUUAAUUACCUAAAGCAAAUCAUAGCAAGGUAUGACAUGGUUCUUAUUCAAGAAAUACGCAACAAGGAUGGGACAGCUAUCCAAGAAUUACUAGAUGAGGUCAACAGCUACUCUGCAGAUCAAUACGAAAUGGUAAUAUCAUCAAGACUUGGGCGAAGUGACAGCUACAAGGAGCAAUAUGCAUAUUUCUACAAGACAAGCACAUUAAGUGUACUAGACGAGUUUGAGUACCCAGAUAAUGGAGCAAUAGACAAAUUCGAAAGAGAGCCUUAUGUUGUCAAGUUUUAUGCAUCUUCUACGUCUGUGAAGGAAUUUGCAGCAGUGGCCCUUCAUGCUAAACCAGAUGAGGCUGUUUCUGAAAUCGAUCUCUUAGCUGACGUCUAUGACUACACAACCAACCAGUUUAAUAUCGAGAAUGUCGUCCUAAUGGGAGAUUUCAACGCUGACUGUAGUUACGUCAAGGAAGAUGAUUGGGCCGACAUUCGCCUCCGAAAUGAGGACCGAUUUGAUUGGGUAAUACCCGACGAUGAUGACACAACCGUAUCAGGAAAUACGCACUGUGCCUACGACAGAUUCGUGUUAGCAGGCACUCAACUGCAACAGACUUCUUUUGGGGCUCAACCUUUUAAAUUUGAUGAGCACUUUAAACUUGAUUACUACGAUGCCGUUGCUGUCAGCGACCACUAUCCCGUGGAAAUUGAAAUUAAUUAAAAUUACACAAGCAAGUUCAAUAUUCCUCGUCUUCUGAUCAAAACUUUUCGAUAUCAAUUAUAAUCCAUCAAGAUACGUUUCCCUUGUCUAAAUAUUUGAGAAUAUGAGAUAAAACUAGGCAUCUCACGUCAUAGCCCUGAUAAUGUUAUUUACGCAAAGUGUUUAAUUUGGAGCAGAAUAUCACAGAUGUCUUUAGCUGACUUCUUCACAUCAUACAUGCACCGUUUACCCAGUGCUGACAUAUUAUUAUAUUAGCAUUUCGGAAAUUCGAUGAGACGCCUAAAUCAUAGAAUGAUGAAAAAGAAUAACCAAUUAAAGUUAUGAGCAAACAUGAUUGACUUAUCCUAUAUCAUAUCCUGAAAUUAGUUCUUCGACAAACAAAUGUUGCCAAACUAGACUAUAUUGCAAUGAAAAUAUAACCGUAUAAAGACUCCACUCCUUUAAUAAAAUAAGCCCACUUUGGAGACUGAAUUAAAAAUCUUAAAUAUCUUAUGUAUAAUCUAUCUAAUUUUAAAGAGAAAAUAGUGCGAACAAUUAUCCAUAGGAAAGAACUUGUUUCGUCAAGUAUGCACUAAAUUUUGUUCUCUAGGCAUCUAUACCCUACAACUGCCUUUUAUUUCUGUUCCCGAACUUUUACAAAUGAAUGCGCCAUUGAUUUCAAUAAACAUGAUAAAGAUCAUGCAUGCGA